Molecule: messenger RNA, 2366 nt
Organism: Epinephelus lanceolatus (giant grouper)
Lineage: Eukaryota; Metazoa; Chordata; Actinopteri; Perciformes; Serranidae
Gene: phkg1a
Product: phosphorylase kinase, gamma 1a (muscle)
Biological process (GO): glycogen metabolic process; protein phosphorylation
Cellular component (GO): phosphorylase kinase complex
Molecular function (GO): phosphorylase kinase activity; calmodulin binding; ATP binding
Source: RefSeq, a predicted model, not a curated record
AUUUCAUGGAUCUGGUUUUUGUGCGGACACGCGUCCAGAGUGUGCUGCUGGCUGUGGAGGCAGCAAUUUAUUUUUGGCAUCUGACAUUAAGGCUCACCCUUUGCAAUGGCAGCAGCCCCUCCGAGCAGCGACAGCACCGGGCUUUGACUGCAGCUCUUUGUCCGUCCUCUGCCACUUUGUACACAGACUCGAGUGAUAAUGAUGGAUAGCCUUUAUAUCAGGGACUGAGCGACACGGGACACGAGCUGUGUUGUGGCAAAAAUACAAACCGUUGUGAGCUGUGAGAGGAGAGCAGUCGUGCAGCCUCGGUGGGUGAACCGGCAUCACAGGCACCAUGACUAGAGAGGAGGAGGUCCCUGACUCGGUGGGAGCCCAGGAGUUCUAUGACAAGUAUGAGUCCAAGGAGAUUCUGGGAAGAGGAGUGAGCAGCGUGGUGCGUCGCUGCAUCAACAAACGGACGUCUCAGGAGUACGCAGUGAAGAUCAUCGACAUCACCCCCUCGGAUAAAAUGACCCCCCAGGAGAUCGAGGAGAUCAGGGAGGCGACAGUGAAGGAGAUCGACAUCCUGAAGAAAGUCUGCGGACAGAACAACAUCAUACAGCUCAAAGACUGCUACGCAUCCAAUGCCUUCUACUUCCUGGUUUUUGACCUGAUGAAGAGGGGCGAACUUUUUGACUACCUCACAGAGAAAGUUACUCUGAGUGAGAAGGAAACCAGGAAGAUCAUGCGUGCUCUGCUGGAGGUGGUCCAGUACCUCCACAGUCAGAACAUCGUCCACCGGGACCUGAAGCCUGAGAACAUCCUCUUAGACGACGAGAUGAACAUCAAACUCACCGACUUUGGCUUCGCUGUGCAAAUCAAGCCGGGACAGAAGCUCAAAGAGGUGUGCGGGACCCCUGGUUACCUCGCUCCAGAGAUCAUCGAAUGCUCCAUGGACGGAGGGCAUGCAGGAUAUUCUACAGCUGUGGACAUAUGGAGUUCAGGCGUGAUCAUGUACACGCUGCUCGCAGGCUCUCCGCCCUUCUGGCACAGGAAACAGAUGCUGAUGCUGCGUAUGAUCUUGGCCGGGAAGUACGACUUCUCGUCUCCAGAGUGGGUGGACCGCUCAGACACUGUGAAAGAUUUGAUCUCUCGCAUGCUGGUGGUGGACCCAAAGCAGAGAUACACAGCUUCAGAUGUCCUCAACCACUCGUUCUUCUCAGAGUAUGUGGUGAAUGAAGUACGACAGUUCAGUCCAUACAGGCGGUUCAAGGUUAUCUGCAUGACUGUCCUCGCCACAAUGCGAAUCUACUGCAACUACCGCCGUGCCAAGCCUGUCACCAAGGAGGUGAUCAAGAGCGACCCGUACGCUGUCAAGCCCAUCCGCAAGCUCAUUGACGCGUGUGCGUUCAAGAUCUACGGCCACUGGGUCAAGAAGGGCCAAACUCAGAACAGAGCAGCACUUUUCGAGAACACUCCCAAGGCCAUCCUGCUGUCGCUGACUGCCGAGGCCGACGAGCCCACCCAACACAUCUGGUAACAAAGCACUUACUCCUCAGGACAGAUGUGCUGCAGGCUAACGGGGAUAUUCUGCUACUCAGCUCGGCUUAUGUACUCUUAUCUAUUGUACAAAGAAAAUGAACUGCCUGACAGGGUUAAUUCAAGUGUGUCUUUAACAAAUAGAGCAGAAUUUGCUCAUGAAAUUUGAAGUGCAUUAUUUAUUUAUUACAGUGGGCAUGAUUUACCUCAAGAAAUGUGGCAAACACCCGCAACAAUACCACUGUUCAGCACCUGCUUUCUUGUAGAUUAAAAUAGCAGAUUUGCUAAUAAAAUGGCUGUUUAGAGAAAAAAAGUCAAACGAACCCACUGUCAGCUGUAUAUGAUUAUGUGCUUAUUCUUUGAUGCCUGUCUAAAGUUAAUAGAGCCAGCAGCCAUCUCAUUUUGUUAUCAAAGAAACAGGUUUUUGUAUGCAACAGUCUCCGUAUCUCAAACGUGGACACAAAGUUUCCACCUGAUCUUGUACUGGAGGACAUAUGAACAACUUUUAAUGUUUCGUUGAAGAUUUAGAACAUAGAUUUCAAUGUUAAAUGAUAACGUCCAUAAUAUCAAUAGUGUAAAUGAUGCCCUGGAGUCCUAUGUUACAUUUGUUUUGUCAGAACUGUGAAGCCUUGGCUCAGCAGCCAGAGCAAAUCUUACGGCAAUAACCAAUUAAAUUUACCUGACUGGAAUAUUAAACAGUGAACCUGCAUACUUGAAAUGGCAUGGGCUUACAUAUUUGUGUUUAAACAUUAUGCACGAUGUACCGUUGUGAUAACAGCUUCAAGGGAGGCUGCACUUUAAAAUGUAUGCUAUGGAUUUAUUUAUUAAAAUAUACAUUCAAUUUAAAA